This is a messenger RNA of Pseudoliparis swirei, 3292 nucleotides long. RefSeq names its product actin binding LIM protein family, member 3 (gene ablim3). Gene Ontology annotation, molecular function: actin filament binding. The coding region runs from base 306 to 2318 and encodes 670 amino acids. The record is from RefSeq and is a predicted model, not a curated record. Gene Ontology annotation, cellular component: stress fiber; actin cytoskeleton. The transcript is spliced from 23 exons. NCBI's taxonomy places the organism in Eukaryota, Metazoa, Chordata, Actinopteri, Perciformes, Liparidae. Gene Ontology annotation, biological process: lamellipodium assembly; cytoskeleton organization; cilium assembly.
AACUGGAGCUCUGUUUGGGAUACAUUCAUCACUGGGAAUAACCUCCGUUUAUUUUUAUAUAUUUUUUAUUACAGUCCUUCUUUCUGGCUCCUGUCAACCUGCGCGCGCGUUGCGCGUCAUUUACGCUCAGCGGAGACUCCAUCGGUCCACAUCGCGCCUUGUGGAAGCAGUGAAGUGCCCCGUGGAGGUCUCGCGCCCCGUGGAGGUCUCGCGCCCCGUGGAGGUCUCGCGCCCCGUGGAGGAUCCUCUCGGCUUCAUGGGAUCGUUCUCGACGGAGAGGCUUUGUUUUCAAUAGGAACAACACCAUGAGUUCCAGUGCUUACCGCCAAGGCUCUGCGGCGAGCGAGCGAAGUUCUGGACUCAUCCGCUGCCAGCGCUGCCGGGAAGUAUGCAAAGGAGAGGUGGUCCGGGUCCAGGAGACCCACUUCCACGUGAAGUGUUUCACCUGCACAGUGUGUAACUGCGACCUGGCGCGCUCCGGCUUCUUCCAGAAGAAGGGCGAGUACGUCUGCACGGCGGACUACCAGCGUCUGUACGGCACGCGCUGCGACCGCUGCGACGGCUUCAUCACGGGGGAGGUGGUGUCCGCCCUGGGACGCACGUACCACCCCAGGUGCUUCGUCUGCAGCGUCUGCAGUAAACCCUUCCCCAUCGGAGACAGGGUGACGUUCAGUGGGAAGGACUGCGUGUGCCAGCAGUGUUCUCGCUCGCUCGUCGAGCUCAAAGAACCAAUCAAGAUCCACGGGCCGAGCCACUGUGCCGGCUGCAGAGCUGAGAUCAAGCAGGGUCAGUCCCUGCUGGCGCUGGAGAAGCAGUGGCACGUCGGCUGCUUCCGAUGCCGGACCUGCACCAUGGUGCUGACGGGGGAGUACAUCAGCAAGGACGGCGUGCCGUACUGCGAGGCGGACUACCACGCCCAGUACGGGGUGAAGUGCGAGACGUGCAGCCGCUACAUCAGCGGCAGGGUUCUGGAGGCGGGGGGGAAUCACUACCAUCCGGCCUGCGCUCGCUGCUCUCGCUGCAACACGACGUUCAAAGAGGGAGAAGAGAUGUACCUGACAGGAAGUGAGGUGUGGCACCCGUUCUGCAAGCAGGCAGCGCGGGCCGAGAGGAGACUCCGGCACAGACGUCUCUCAGAGGCCUCCCUCUCUCCACCGGGCUCUUCCAUUGGCUCUCCCAGUCGGGUCACAUGUGCCAGAGUGAAGACUCAGUUCCUAGAUUAUGAGGCCCUGGCCGCUCUGCCAAAGGUCAAGUCCAUUUACGAGGUCGAGCAGCCGGACCUCAUGUCCUCCUCACACCACAGACACACGCCUGAUGACAGGCUAGACACGUACGGCUGUGAGGAGUCACUCGGGACUCUCUCUCCCUAUUCUCAGGACUCCGACAGCCUGGAGGUGAAGCAGCGCCGCUGCUCCAGUCCCGGUUACAUCGACUCGCCGACGCACUACGCCUACCCCGGCUCUGAGAGUGGGCGGAGCUCCCCUUAUUACGGCCAAGAGGGGCGGUCAAGCACACCCACCACAAACCAGCCCCCUAAACAUUUUCAUGUGCCAGCCGCGGGGGACCCCAACAUCUACAAGAAGCCUCCCAUCUAUACGAGAACGGCCACCAAGAGCCGGACCAGUGAGGACCUCCUCAGGUCCUCCAGGCUGUCCACAUACUCGCCUGAGCCCAACACCCAGUCCGAGUCCGACUACACACACACACACACACACAGCCUCUCAGCCUAUCGGGUGCCGAGGAGACGCUUCUCCACGGGAGGAGACGAGGACAGUUGGAGUCCCGGCCUUCAGAGAAUCGGGAGUGGCAUCGGGAGGUUGAUCCUGAAGGAGGAGAUGAAAGCCAGAUCUGGUUCCUAUGACAACGACCCCUGGGGAAGCGCCAGGAAUUCUCGCAGCGGGAGCAAAGAGACGCUCAACACCACCGGCUCCGGCACCCAGGCGUACAGCAACACCGUCAACGGCUCUCCAAGAUCUCUGUACAGCGCUGAUAGCGAUUUUGUCAGUAAGUCCGCCUCGCUGCCGGGAUACGGACGCAACGGCAUCCAGAGGCCUCAGAGUGCUGAUUGCUACCAGUAUGGCAGUGGCAGUGAGGUCAACUGGGGAAGCAGAGCUGAAUACACGAUUUACCCCUACGAGGCGCUCAUUGUCACCACCAGGGGGCGCAACAGGCUGCCCAAAGAGGCAGACAGAGCCAGACUGGAGCGUCACCUGUCCCCAGAGGAGUUCCUGCAGGUGUUCAGCAUGACUGUGGAGGAUUUUGACCGGCUGGCUCUGUGGAAGAAAAACGACCUCAAGAAGCAGGCACGACUGUUUUAAUAACUUCAGGACGUCCGGCGAAUACACACGGCCGUAACCUGGAGCGAGAGAAAAGAGACAUCCGGACGUGUUGCUCGAUGUCACUGCCGAUGGCUGAGGACCUGUUCCACGUCUCCUCGGAGGCGAGGCCGCGGAGGCGUUACGCACAGACGGACUGUCGCUGUGCAGCGUCGGCAAUAGAGAGCGUAGUACAUGACGGUGCUGGACGGGUGGAGGCAUCGGGUGGAGGCAUCGGGAGGGGACGACCAGAGCCGCAGCACUGGAACGUAAACAGGAGAAUUUUAGCUUUGCCUUAUUAGUUAUGCUCUCUUCGUUAUGAGUGUGCAGCACCAGCAAUCUGAAUGAGUAGAGUGAAGAUGCCGUAUAUAAAUAUAGCAUUUAUGACACUUUAUCAGCGUGAAUGAUUAGAUGAGGAACAAUGGGAGUGAGCAUCACUUUGCUUUUGGUUUAUAAGGAUGCGUUUUGUUUACCCUGUCACCCGACACACCGGCUCCCUCUGGUUUACACUCAUACACAACGGAACAUGACACAACUUCUUCUUCUCUUUUUUUUGGUGAGAAUGCAGAUUAUACAGAUUUAGCAGAUUACUUCCAUGUGAUGUUCUGGUUAAAUAGUUGAAUAUAGAUACAGUUCACUGUGCAGCUGUAUGGUAAAAAAAACCUAAAAGGAGGUGCAAUCCAGUAGAUGAAGUCGAGGCAGUCCUCCUGCUCCACGUGGUCCAGCUCAUCGCAAUAGAACGAUGACUCGAUGUUUUAGGACGAGGACUCGUCAUCCGUACGUUUAUUGAUUCUCUUUCAGAAUGAUAAUCCAAUAAUUUUGUAGAUACAGAGAUUAUAUUCACUCACAAUGAAACACUCUGCAAGGUAUUUAACACGUACUGACGAAGAUCCAGGGCUGUCGAAGACUUUACUUCCUUUGAAUACUGUUCAUUUUGUCACUAAAAAUUAAAAUGUAAACAAAUUCUGUCAUUAUAA